AAGGAAUAUGUGCCGUUGAAUUGUAUUCCGCCGGCCAAAGACUCAGUUUGGCUGAGAUCUCUGAUUGCUGGUUCAGAGGAGGAGCAUUUCAUUAUUCCCUGUACUGGAAAAACAAAGAGAGGUUACAAUGCAACGUGUGUUUGCUUUGCACAGGAGGAUAUUGAUCUUAUGGCGAAGAUGAACUUCGAUGCCUACCUAUUUUCAAUUUCAUGGUCCAGAAUAUUCCCAAGAAUCACACCAUAUCCAAAUCUCAAUCACUAUGACCUUCCUCAAGCGCUUCAGGAUAGAUACAACGGGUGGCUUGGCCGUGGAGUAAAAAGAUUUUUCCGAUUACGCCGAGUUCUGUUUCAAAACAUUUGGGGACAGAGGCAGACGUUUAACGAGCCUAGAGUGGUGGCUGCCCUCGGAUAUGAUAACGGGUUUUUCGCACUCGGAAGAUGCUCUAAAGCCUUUGGAAACUCACUAAGGGAAAUUCAGCCAUUGAGCCUUAUAUCGUUGCCCAUAAUCUCAUUUUAUGUCAUGCAGCCGCUGCUCAGAGAUAUCGUGACAAAUAUC
This is a messenger RNA of Striga asiatica, 555 nucleotides long. NCBI's taxonomy places the organism in Eukaryota, Viridiplantae, Streptophyta, Magnoliopsida, Lamiales, Orobanchaceae. The record is from the annotation of a GenBank genome assembly.